Molecule: messenger RNA, 8614 nt
Organism: Lytechinus pictus (painted urchin)
Lineage: Eukaryota; Metazoa; Echinodermata; Echinoidea; Temnopleuroida; Toxopneustidae
Exons: 37
Coding region: 230-6682 (2150 amino acids)
Cellular component (GO): Cul4-RING E3 ubiquitin ligase complex
Molecular function (GO): protein binding
Source: RefSeq, a predicted model, not a curated record
AUUUUCAUAAGGACGCGGAGACGGGCUGUCAGAUCUAGUCUCAAAGGUGGUCAGAGAUUAUCUGGAUUUGAGGUGACUUUGAGCCCCUUAUAUUGAGCAGUAUUCUUUUAGCUGUACCUGAUGGUUUGACUAGAAUGCCGCAAACGUAGAAGAGGCCGAAGUCUUGAGUUUUCUUCGAGCUACACACAUCACAACAUAAUAGGCCUGUAAUAUCAAAUAAAAUAUCACCAUGGAAACAAACGAGAGUCACACCAGUCACGGGUCAGAUAAGGCCUUCAUGAAGGUAGAGGCGGUUACUGCUCUCAAAAUGGCGGGAAAGAACACCAAAAUGAUGAAAGCAGCCAAGCUUGCUAAGGCCAAACCAACUCCAUCGAUGGAAGUUAAACGAGUGGACCUGAAACUUCCUCCAAGACCAACAUCGUCUCCAGCAGUUGCGGAUCAUGCCUGUAUCGAGGCAUCAUCUUCAAACACCUAUCCACUUUCAUCGCUGACAGAAACCAGCAUGAAUGUGAAUGCAAAACACGGUGGGGGCACCGCCCUAAUGCUGAAUACCGUAGGGAGGGGAGAGCUGGAUCACGACUUAGCGGAAAUCGCACUCCUCAGAUGCGGUUUCGAUGGUAACCACUACUCGAUGAAGCAACUCGCCAAGGCCGGGGACCAUAGCAGAUUUUACGUCUGGAACGAGAUUCGAACCGAUAGGCAGGGUUUCGUCGAACCCGAACUGCUGUAUGGGAAAUCUCACACCACAAUCUUGUCGAACAUUGCCCGAUUCGGUCAUGGUGGUUGUGGGGUAUUGUUUGAGGGGCCAGAGGCCGUGUCGGAGGAGGGCAAAUCGAGCAUCAUUCCUAGUCCAGUAAUUCGAACAGCCGCUGAUUUGGAAGGAUCCUGUGCGCUGGUAAUGUGCAGCGCUCCGCCGGACGAGUCGGGGGCGGUACCGAGUCAGGUAUACCUCGUCCAGUUUCAACGAGAUGGGGAACUAACGAAGAUUCCUCUGCUUCCCAAUGGAAGUGACUGCUGGUCUUUUGAAUGCUCACCUUUAGAGAGCCCAGAUCCUGAAAGCCCACCAUCGGAUAGCCCCGCUCCUGAAAAGACCACUCCUGACAACCCUGCUCCAGAGAACCAACCUACAGACAGUUUAGAGAAAGACAGUGCACAAGAUAAUGGGAUGGAUCCAAAAAGCUCAGAUCCCGAUUGCCUGUCUCAAGAAAACCCGGAUGUGGAAACUUCAGCUGCAGGUACCUUGCCUUCGGACAGCCUGAAGCAGGAGAAUGCACUUGCGGAAAGUUCAUCUGCAGAUAGCAAUCUUCCUGAAGCCCUUCAAGAGAACCCAUCCAAGGAAGGCCUGAAACAAAAGUCUGUGGAAGUCUCAGGAAAGGAGGAGUCAUCUACAGGAAGCUCACCUCAGGAAACCUGUAAGGGAAUCUCGAAGGAGACGUCAAAAGAAACAUCCACAGAAACGACAGAAAAUAUUGCUGAAGUGCCUGAUGAAGUCAAUAAUGACAAAGGUGAUGACAGUAAUGGCAACAAGAAGAAUGAUGAUGACGAUAAUGGUGACAACGAUGAUGAUGGUGAUGACAAUGAUGAAGAUGAUGAUGAUGGAAGUGAAAAUAGCUGUCCAAACUGGUAUGAAGAUAGUAGCGAAGAUGGCUGCUGGUUCAUAAGAACUCCUUCCGAGGAAAGCUUCAAGGCAAAGGAAGCAGCACUGGAAAUGAUAGGACCACCCAACAGUCACUAUGUGGUGUUUCACAACAAGAGUGCUACCUUUGCAGAGGCUCACCAGGACAAACCAAGAGGGAAGGUUGUCCAUCUCCAGGAGUUUAGCGGGAUCAACCCAACCACUCUCCUUGAGGAUACUUCUAACUUUGUAGGCCGGUCCAUGCUGGUCAUGUGUUCUCAUAGCUUACAGGAUGAAGACUCUACAACAUCGGCUCUCUAUCAGGUGACCCUGAUGAAAGAUCAACCUGGUGCUGCUUACAUUGCUGGAAUGUCCGGUGUCCUGCAAUCUGCAGACGUGUGGACCAUUACAAUGACCAAUAAGAGAGCCCUUCAGAUUGUUGGACCUAAAGGGCCAUGCCGCUAUUCUCUAUUCUCCAACAUCCCAGAAGAUAUCAGCAAUCCUAAAGAUAGGUGUUUCCAAAAUGGCUGCCUAGGGACAGGGGAUUCAGAAACCAUAGAGGGAGGCCUGAUCAUAGAUGAUGAUAACUUGACCGUCUGGGUGGAUUACGUGACCAAGGUCUUGGUGACUUGUGAUGGGGUCACUAUUCAGGAGGUGGAGGGAGGAAAGUGGAUGGAACAGCCAGAUGGUAGAUUGGCUUUCCAGAGGGCGUUGACUGUAAAGGAGAAGAGCCCAGGACUGAAGGUCUUUCGGGCAUUUGCAUUGCGUAAAGAUAUAAAUGGAGCUGAUGUAUCAAUAGAACUAGGGGAUUCCCCUCAUCAGGUGAUCAAGGAGCCUCCUGGGGUAGCCUAUGCUUUGAACUGUGGAGGACCGGCAUAUGAAGCACUCAAUGGAACUGUGUAUAUUGACACUCAAACUCAAUUCAAAGCCAUCGAAGCUGGUGGACUUGACUGUAUGCAUAAGUUCAGUGCCCACACUGCACAAGACCGCAAUCUGCACUCUCUCCUUGGAAGUACGUAUGAUUCCUAUCUCUUCAGCUCGUACAACUGCACCCAUGAUGGCUUUGUCGAUAAAAUGAAGUUUCCUUUACCGUUGUCAACAGGAGACUACAUGAUGCGUCUAUAUACAGUGGGAGGGUGGAUGGCCAAGGGACUUAUCCAUUUUAACAAUACAGAGCUGACAUCGAAGGUUAUUGAACAGUUGACGAGUGAAGACCACAUCCACGCAGUUGGAACCACCGCAAAGACAUGUGAAAUUCCAAUCACUGUCGAAGAUGAGAAAGAAGCCACACUCUCCUUUCACACAAAUGGAGACGAUGUCUGCCUGUCAGGAAUCUUGGUGUACGACAAGAAUUUCAAGGAGCCAACUCUCACCACUGAAGAGAAGCAUAAAGAAAUGAAGAUCAAACAAGAGCUUGCUGACAAGUUGCUCCCAUUCAACCGUACAUUCUCUCUGAAGGAGAUGAAGAUCGCUGGCUGGUCUCAAAACCUCCUUGAAAAUGCAUCGGGAGAGAAUGGUGAUAUGAGUAACUGGAACUAUAGUGGGGACUUCAAGGUUGAUGAUGGUGGAGACGGAACAGAGAAAAAGUUUCUAACCUCCUAUAUGGUAUGCACCAAAUCACAAGAUGUUGAUCUGAUGCAGCAUUUCUCACCGGAACAUUUGGACUCUGCACCUGAAAUUCAGGUAUCUGAAUCUUUCCAUGAGGGUGGUUGCAAAGGUGGCUUUUACAGUCUCACUGUAUCCCUCCUGGACGCAGAUGACAAGGAGAUUGCCACACAGACCACAGGACGCAAGGGCAGCAUCAAUACUCCUGGCUGGAUCAAGGAGAGUUUCACCUUCAAAGACUACGGACCAGGAGUCCGGACUGUCUCCUUUGAGAGUCAUGGUGAGGACGAUAAGAGCUGGGCUGGGUACUUUGGGUCCUGGAUGUCUGGUGCUGCGUUGCGUGUCAAGAGUGAAAUCAGCGCCGCCAGAGGAGACGAGUAUUCAGAUGUCGAGACCAGUACAGCCGAAGAGAGAAAGCAAGGUGUCACUUCCUUCUUGCGCCAACUGCAGGAGGAACAUCGGGAUUCCUUGAAGUUCAUGCUUAGCUCACCUGAAGAUGAUAAUGAACCUGCUAAGCAGGCUGAGGUCAAACAGCAAGAGAAUGUCCCACCUGUCGUUGUUAAAAAGAAGCCAGUGAAGCGCGAGAUCCGAGUCUUUGUAUCAAGCACGUUCCGAGACUUUGAGGAGGAAAGAGAGAUGAUCAUCAAGAAGGUCUUCCGUGAGCUAAAUCGACUUUGUCUAGAUCGGGGAGUCUUCUUCACUUACGUUGACCUUCGUUGGGGAAUCACUGAGAUGCAAACUAAAAGUGGAAGAACCAUUGAGAUUUGUUUGAGAGAGAUUGACAAAUGUCGUCCAUACUUUAUUUGCCUGAUGGGAGAUCGGUUUGGUUGGAGCCAGUCCCCGAAGUUCAAGGAUGAACUCCUAGACAAGAGCUAUGACACUGUUGUUGAAGCCUACCGUCACUUCAAGUGGGUAGAGGAAUUUCGAUAUAACUCAAGUGUCACACAGCUGGAGGUGAUGUAUGGAGCAAUGAGAGAACACAAAGAAAUCAAGAAGGAACGCAUCUACUUCUAUCUUCGGAAGCCAAGAGUGAAGAGAGAGGAUCUUCCACCUCCUGUAGAGACUGAAGAGGAUAGAAAGAAUGUAAAAGGAGAGACCCAGUGGCACUAUGAUCUCCAGCACAAACUUAGGAACAUGGUGGUAGAGUCUGGACACACCUACAGAGGUUAUGACAGUGCAGUGGAAGCUUCAACAAUGAUCAAGGAGGAUUUGGUGAAGUGCAUCAAUGAUGAUUUCCCGCCUGGUACCAACCUGACAGCUCUACAGAGAGAAUCAGAAGCCCAUGAUGCCUUCGCAAAUGCAAGACGACGCGUAUACAUCGGACGACAAGAAUACUUUGAUUACAUCGACAACUACUUUGCUCAGAAACCCAAGGUGCCUCUGACAAUCAUUGGAGAAUCUGGAUCUGGUAAGUCUGCCCUUGUUGCCAAUUGGUGCGGCCGUUUUGAAGAGAAGAACCCAGGAGUAUUCCUCUUCAAACAUUUCAUCGGGAGCUCUGCAGAAAGUGCUUCUCACAUGAAUCUCCUCAGAAGACUGUAUGGUGAGAUGAAGCAAUUUUUCAGCCUUGAACUUGAAAUACCAACAUCUGACAGAAACCUGGUCAUUGACCUUCCAUCAUGGCUCAGUAUUGCUAGCAAUAGGUCAAAGGUCAUGAUUGUCCUGGAUGCAUUGAAUCAGCUGGACAGUGGAGCUGGAGGAAGUGGUGAUGAGAAGAGUCUGACAUGGCUGCCACAAACAUUGCCUAACAAUGUACAGAUGCUGCUUUCUACACUUCCUGGAGAGACUCAGGAUGUGAUUGAGUUGUCCGGAUGGCCGAUGUACAAGAUCGAAGGUCUGCAGGAAAACGAGAAACUGAAUAUCAUCACUGGCUACAUGAAUCUGUAUGGCAAAACUCUCAAUAAAGAGCAAACAGAUCUUAUCAUCAAUGCUAAACAGAGCUCUAAUCCUCUCUAUCUCAAGGCUCUACUAGAUGAGGUUCGCGUUUAUGGCAAUUUUUUCCAGCUGACAACAGCCAUCAAUUCUUACUUGACAGCUGAAGAUCCUGGCGCCCUCUUUGUCAAGGUCUUGCAGAGGUUGGAGAAAGAUUUUGAGAAGGGAGCCGUAUGCAGACCCAAUCUUGUGAGGGAUACAACUACAGCUAUCUGGGUUUCUCAUCGAGGAAUGAGUGAAAAUGAACUCUUAACUAUGCUGAAGAUACCAAGUGCAGUCUGGUCUCCUUUCUACCUCUCACUCGAGGAGAAUCUCAUCAAUCGGAAUGGACUGGUGAAUUUCUUCCAUGAUCAUCUCAGGCAAGCUGUUGAGAGUCGCUACCUCCCCACAGAGGAGGACAAACGCAAGAGGUACUUAGAGCUUGCCAAUUUCUUCAAUGCGCAGGAUAUCGAUGAUCGAUAUUCUGAUGAGGUUCCGUACCUCCUGAUUCAGGCGAAGGAACUGACCAGAUUGAAGGCUACUAUUCUCAAUGUCAACAUCUUCCAGUUCCUGAUGAAAACAGAGGAUGGUAACUUCCAGCUCAUCAUGGCCUGGAGGAUGUUGGGAGGGUUUGAGCCAGUUGAGCAGGCUUAUCUUGAUGUCUUGUCUAAGUGUGAAGUCAAUUGGGAGAAGGAUAAAGACAAGGUUGAACUCAUCAAGUUUAUGGCUGUCUUUUUCAUGCAACUUGGAUUGCUGAGAGGAGCUAGAGUCUUGAAUGAACGUCUGCUGAAGGAGCUUGAGCUGAGAUACCUUGCUGAGCAUUCUACCAUUGUACAACAUCAUUUCAACUACAGCAUGAAACUCAAAUGCAACCAUCCAACCGUCAUUGAUGUCCUGAUAGAGCUGGGGAAUGUUUGUCUGAAACAGGGCAACUUCAAAGACUCUGAAGAAUAUCUGGAGGAUGCCCUCUCUAGGCUAACAAAGGUCAAAACACCACAGCAAAAGCUCCAACUUGUCAAGGCGGUUAUCACAAUGGUGUCCGUUCAAAGACGUCGAGGUGACAUUGACUAUGCUAAGAAGCUUUUGAUGCGAGCCUUGGGAGUGAGCAAAGAGGUCGUAGGUCAUGAACACCAUUACACUGCUUCACUGAUUGGCCAGCUUGGAGAAAUAUUAUACGAUCAGAGCCGUUUGGAGGAGGCAGUAGCUUGCCAUACCUUUGAUUUCCACGAGACUCAAAGAGAAGGUGGAUCUGAUCAUCCUCACAUAGCAGCCAUCUUGAACAAUAUUGGAUUGGUGCAGGAUGAUAUGAAUGCUAGUGGUACAGAGAAGACUUUCAAGUUGGCCUUAGGGAUCUUACUUGAGGCAUACGGCAAGGAUCAUGUGGAUGUGGCGACUGUUAGAUACAACCUUGGAGCGCAGUUCUUUGGGCAUCAGAUGUUCCAACGUGCCAAGUUCCAGUUUGAAGAAGCCCAUCGUGUCUUUGAUCUAUUCCUUGGGGAUCACCCAAGCACGAGGGUGGCAAAGAAAGCUGUUGAUAUGGUUCAAAGUCUGUGAACGUUACGGGUUGGUAACUGAACAAUUAUGAGUCAAUGAUCCAAACUUACUAUUACUAAAAUUCUGGAACGUUUUGGCAGGACAUCCAUCUCCUUCAGGUGUUAGAAUCUAUCUCAUACUUGGAACAAAUCAUUAAGAUGUGUUAGGUGCUGAUUGUCAAUUCUCGCAUCCAGUGAGGGAGUAUUACGUGACAACUGGAAGUCUCAAAAAAAAUUCCCGCCCUGGGCCACAGAUAAGCCUUUGAAACCCUGCACAGACACUUUCUACUACCUGACGAAGACAGACAUCUCUAUCGACUCAUAAAUUUAGUGAUACUGAGUUUGGGUCUAUUAUUCAUAAUGGAUGAUAAUCUUCUAGACAAUAUGGUCAUUAUGUAGCUUAAGUUUUGCCUGGCAGAUGCUUCUAUGAUGGUUGAAAACUAUAAAUGUGUCAUCAGGUUUUAGAACCUGGAUUUAGUGAAAAAAAUCUUGUGUAACCAAUUUAGCUGAACUGAAUCUUUGUAGAUAUAAAAAUAUAAAUAGAUUUCUCAUCUACCAAAAUAAUUUUUAAUACAAAGUUGAUCCAUUCCAAAACAGUCGUAGGAACUGGAGGACCGACAAUAUUUUGCAUGUGAAAUGGUUAUUUCAUCAAUUCCACUGUCAUCUCCAACCUCCUUAUCCUCAGAAAAUAUACAUGUAACAAUUCAUACCCAUGCUUGUAAUUCUAUCAAAAAUACAACACAAAUGAAAGUGAUCUACUUAUUGCAUCUGUCUCAAUGGCUUGAAAAUUUCUAAUGUAAAUACAAAGGCAGAUUAAAAAUCUGUAUGAGAGGGUAAUGUAUUAGUUGGUCGAUUUGUUUGUGAGACAACCCGUAUUUACCUACUUUACUUGGUCACAAAGAUCAAACAGGUAAUAUGAGCAAGUAUUACCUGUCUGAUGUUUACAAUGUAGCUGUAUGACAUGUUGUUUUCAUUGUUACACACAUGCCCAGUGCUGAUUUUAACCACAUGAUAUGGUACCAUAUUACGUGGGUAUUCAUUCAUCGCGCUGCGCAUGACUAUCUCAAAUCAAUUUCAAUGGCGAAAUGUACAUUCUUUUUACUGUGAUCAUUGUGAUGUCAUGAAUUACUUCCUUGCAAAAAUUUCUUUCAAAAUGCAGGGUUUUGAUUUUCUUUUAGUUCUAUCCUAUUGAUUUCCCCUAUUCUGCAAUAAUAUAAGGGUACACUUAAAGAGAUAAAAUCGUUACACCCUGCUUGUUCUUACAAAAUACGGGAAAUACCCACAUUCCAUGAUGGAAUAUGGAACCAGAAUGUAGAUAUUUCCCGUAUUACGUGAACAAGCAGGGUGUAACUAGUAUCACACAUUUAAACCAAAAUAUGUCUUGCCACUAAGCCAAGAUGAAGUGCAUGCACUUUCGUCAAUAUGAAUGUUCUGAUGAAAUAAUACAGAUAUUGGUACAAAAGUACAGCCCAUAACAGAAUUGAGAUAAUGAAUUGUGAUUAUUUUCUGCAAAUGAAUGAUUAAAUCCUAAACCAUUUUUUUAAUGUAAAAAUAACCGAAGAGGUCUGGGGAAGGAUCUUUUGAAGAUCUUUUCCUUGGACUGUUGCCAUGUAUAUGAUAUGUGAUGUCUCUUAAUAAUCUUAUGAAUUAGAAAGAAAAUAUGGUGUUAAAUUUGCAAUUCUUAAAAUAGGCAUUAUCAUCAUGAAAGAAGGUGGUUAGUUGUUUGUAGAUGUAUUUCUGUGCAAUCUUCAGAUAUUUUUUUUAAUCUAUAAUGCAAUUAUAUGUAUAGUACUCUUCGUGUCUUAAUGCAAGCAGUGUAAUUAAGCAAGAUUUUGAAUUGAUAUGGUAUGCUAUAUGAAAUGUAAAAUAAGUAUAUAGAUAAUAGAUACUGACUAAUCAUAUUUUCUUUUGUAGUGGAAAAUUAAAUUCAGUUGGAUAUAUAAAUUACAAAUCA